Messenger RNA from Cavia porcellus (domestic guinea pig), 2057 nucleotides. RefSeq names its product ring finger protein 215 (gene Rnf215). The transcript is spliced from 9 exons. Gene Ontology annotation, molecular function: frizzled binding; ubiquitin protein ligase activity. NCBI's taxonomy places the organism in Eukaryota, Metazoa, Chordata, Mammalia, Rodentia, Caviidae. The record is from RefSeq and is a predicted model, not a curated record. Gene Ontology annotation, cellular component: plasma membrane. Bases 99 to 1244 code for a protein of 381 amino acids. Gene Ontology annotation, biological process: ubiquitin-dependent protein catabolic process; Wnt receptor catabolic process.
CGCCUCUCCAGACGCCCGCCCAGUCCGCCGCGGCCUCCCAGCCUCUCCUCCCCCUCGCGCCCGCGACUCCCUGUCUUCGUGUCGCGCCAGUUCCGGCCAUGGGCUCCACCGCUCACCCCGUGGGGAGGUCGCUGCCGCUGCCGCUGCCGCCGCCUCCUCCGUCGCCCCCGUCGCCGCUGCUGUUGCUGCUUCCCCUCCUGCCGCUGUGGGUGGGCCUGGCGGGUCCUGGGGCCGCAGCGGACGGCAGCGAGCCGGCUGCCCGGGUGGCGCGGGGCGGAGCCCGUGCUGUGCGGGUGGACGUGAGGCUGCCGCGGCUGGACGCUCUGGUCCUGGAGGGCGUCAGGAUCGGCCCUGAAGCCGACCCGGCGCCCCCGCUGGGCGGCCGCCUGCUGCUGAUGGACAUCGUGGAUACUGAGCAAGAGGUGCCCGUAGAAGGCUGGAUUGCAGUGGCAUAUGUGGGCAAGGAGCAGGAAGCCCAGUUCCACCAGGAGAAUCAGGGCAGUGGUGCCCAGGCCUAUCCCAAGGCCCUGGUCCAGCAGAUGCGCCGGGCCCUGUUCCUGGGAGCCUCUGCCCUGCUGCUUCUCAUCCUGAACCACAAUGUGGUCCGAGAGCUGGACAUUUCCCAGCUUCUGCUCAGGCCUGUGAUUGUCCUUCAUUAUUCUUCCAAUGUCACCAAACUGUUGGAGGCACUACUGCAGAGGACCCAGGCCAUAGCUGAGAUCACCAGUGGAGAAUCCCUGUCAGCCAACAUUGAGUGGAAGCUGACCCUGUGGACCACCUGUGGCCUCUCUAAGGAUGGCUAUGGAGGAUGGCAGGACCUAGUAUGCCUGGGAGGUAGUCGUGCCCAGGAGCAGAAGCCCCUGCAGCAGCUGUGGAAUGCCAUUCUGAUGGUGGCCAUGCUCCUGUGCACAGGACUUGUGGUCCAAGCUCAGCGGCAGGCAUCACGACAGAGUCAACAGGAGCCUGGAGGCCAGGUGGACCUUUUCAAGCGCCGUGUGGUGCGGAGACUUGCCUCCCUCAAGACCCGGCGCUGCCGCCUGAGCAGAGCAGCACAGGGCCUUGCAGAGCCUGGCACUGAGACCUGUGCAGUGUGUCUGGAUUACUUUUAUAACAAGCAGUGGCUCCGGGUGCUGCCCUGCAAGCAUGAAUUCCACCGAGACUGCGUGGACCCCUGGCUGAUGCUCCAGCAGACCUGCCCACUGUGCAAAUUCAACGUCCUGGGGAACUGCUACUCAGAUGACUAACUGCCCCACUGGGGAUUCUGUGUGCAGGAACAGAGCCUUCCGCUGUAUCCGGCCCUUAGCCUGGGCUCCUGGACAGAACAGUGGAAUGGACAGGGCAGUCAGCCCUACAAGUGGAGGAAGGAUGUGGGUCCCAGCAUACCAUGCUGGGAAGCAGCCCUGGCCAAACAUGCAAGGCCAGGACCCACUAGGCCAGGGUGAGAAGUCACUUUGUGGCCCUUUUCUCCAAUCUUGGGAUAUGUGCAGCUUCUGGGACACUGUAGAGAAAGUAUGGGACCAGUGUAGCCAGGAUCCCUGCAAGCUGGGGUUGCAGUGGCUAUCUUAUGCUUAUUUAUUGGGGGAGGGGUGGACUGAGGAACAGGCUGUCUGGCCUUGGGGCACCCUGGCUUAUCUCUCAAGAUAGUCUUUUAUUUUGUUUUGUUACUGGGGGAUCCAACUCAUGACCUCAUGCUUGCUAGGCAGGCACUUAUGCCACUGAGCUAAAUCCCCAGCCCUCAAGAUAGUCUUAAUUAAGGCUGUUAUGUUAAACCCAGAGACCCCUCUACCACUUGCUGUCCUCGGUCAUUGGGCACUGGGAGUCACAGACCCUGCUGCUGUCCAUCUGGGCUCCCAACCCAGACCUGGCUGGGAUGAGGCCUUAGAAUCUACCCAGUCUUUUACUUCUUGGUUGAGCUGUGUUACUCACCAAGAUACAGUACUUGAAGCCACAGGAUAAAUGUGGUGCAUCUUCCAAGGGCAUCCAUUUUUUUUAAGAGUUGGGAAUGGGAAGUUUUAGUAGUAAAAUAAAAAUGGGUAUAUUUUAACAUAAGAUACAAA